AUGUACGCGAAUAAUCAGAUAGACUUCUCUCCCGAACGUCUAAUAUCCCCCUACACGGCGAUCGUCCGGCGCAGCGCGAACCCUUUCGAGCUGGCACAUGUCCUCGUAUCCUGGCUCAUCGGCGCUGGGUAUGAUGCCUACGUGGUGGUGGGCUGCGCCACGCGGGAUGUCUGCAUGGCCAUCAGAUACCGCACUAUCUGUCCUGAGAUACCUGAUGAGAAUGAGAAAGUGGAAGAACCGCCACCCCCAGAAGAAGAGCCUCGCUACAAGCUGGUGCCUCUACCAGACCUCACCUCCAAGUACGUCCAGGAGAUGGACAACAAAGAGGCAGAUAAGAUUCAGGGAGAAAUUGACAAAGUUGAGAAUGAGAGGCGCAGGAAAAUUGCUGAAUUGGAAAAGCCCCCUCCAGAUGAAAUGGAUGGUUGGCGCACUCACGCCUGGAUCCUGGUGUUGCCUCCGUUCAUGGGGGUCGAGGAACCGUUCUUCAUAGAGCCCAGCGAGGGGAACGGCUACCCUUUGAAUGCGGAGCAGUACCAACACAUUGAGAGUGUCUAUAAUAAUGAGAAUUAUUAUGUUAACAUUCAACCAGAGUCCGAAGAAGGACUAGGUGCUCUCAAAUACGAUCUCAGCGACAUCACCUGCUGGGAACACCUCCUGGCUGGCGAGCCCUUCUACAGGAGACAGAUGGUGGGCAUCGACACCUCUGACAUGAGAACCGCUUCUGACACUGAGAAGCAUCUGGAUAUGCCGUGCAGCUGGGUUGAGAAGCUCGAUAUUAGUGCUGAUGAAUAUGAGCAACGUUAUCCUGGCAGUCAUAAAGUCAUCCAUUACAAGAAAGUAUUGCUGGAAAGGUUCUCGCCGUAUUCUCAAAAGGAUGGUAUCAUUAAAAGGGUUAAGAUAUUUGAUGACUACGCUCUCUCUGUUCCUUUGAUCACCUACGAAUGGUACAAACAAAGAGCAGACAAGAUGCUGACUGUGAAGAUUGACCACAACAAGCGAGAAAUAAAAGAAAUAUUCGGCAUUGGCAGGAGAGAUCAUCUGUUGAAGCACGUAUAUUCAAUGGACGCGCCAGCAACUUCUGUGGAGGGUGACCGAGUGAUGGAGUUCAACUACUAUCCUCGAAUAGACCACCUAACCAAGCUGGUGUGCACUCCUCUGAUAUUUGAAGAACACUACACUGACAGGGAUGAUAGACUAGAAUCCCGCGUAAUAGUCUACACGGAAGGUACCAAACAGGAGCCAAAGCGUCAAGUGAAAGACAUAACGGAGACCUACAGCCGUAACCACGACAUACCAGCCAAGAAGGACGUCUGGAAGAAGAUAUUCCACAUUCAGGACAACACCAUUGAACUGCUGUAUCAGUACGCCUACAACUUCGUGACUAACGAUAACCGAUUCUUCAUCAAACCCAACCUGGCUGAAACUGGAGGGAAGAUCCUGUUUUAUCCGGAUAAGACUUCGGGAUAUAUUGCAGACCCCACAGCACCUCGACCACGGAACCUGGACGUGUAUUACGCGUUAUGCGAGAACAUAGACUGGGAGUACAAGACGACCAAGCACAUCAGAGAUCGGGAGACAGACGUGAACAGCUACCUACGACAGCGCCAUCGCGAACUGAAGGAACCCACGUUGGAUGUAGCACUUUAUGAUACUGAGAGGAAUGAGGCCGCCAAGAAAGGAUGGACAGAGAGGGAAAUCCAAAAAGCCGAAGUGACAGAACGAGAGAAGGAGGCAGAGAUAGAUCCUCUAGCACCGUACCUAGCCAGAAUGUUUGGUUCAGGACACGGCACUGGUGCUCAAGUGUCAGUCAAGGAAGCCACUCUGGUCAGAGAACAGUGUAUCAACGACUUCAAGGCUAAGCAGCUGGCACGACAGAAUCUUGUGCAGGAAAGGUUUGACAAGUACAAUGCUGAAUACAAGGCAAAGAGGCUUUGGUACUUAGCUAACCAGUUUAUCCUCACACCGGAGAAGGAAAGCGCUUAUUUUGCUGCAAGUGCCGAGUUAUCAUUCAAAGUCCACGCCUUGGAGGUAAGACUGACGCGCCACCGGGAUCUCUCAGGGCCCAGAUUCAAGGUACUCAUGGAUUAUUUGGACAAGCAUCCACUCCUCAAGGAGUACAAUAAGGCUGCAUGUCAUGGAAAGCACGAAAGGGGCAGAGGAUUUCCAUACCCUUAGAGUGGUACACUUGGUGUUGAGGUAAGGUGGAAGAAGAGUAUGGAUAUUUACGAUAAUGUUUAUUGAUGUCUUUUUUUCUCACGUAAGCAUGCACCAUACCUGUGUAUGUAAAUGUAUGUACAUUCAUUUUGUCUUUGUAUGCAUAAGUAAAGGCGCACUCGCUAGUGGCCGACUCACCAAGUCAUUUUCACACUCAAGUAAGGAACUGAGUACACAAGGAAUAAACCAUCUAUACUAAUAUCAACGCACAAUUGUGACAUUAAAAUCAAGAUGGCUUGUGGAUGCGUCUUGUUAGAGAAUUUUACUUCUGACGGGAAUCCCCUAAAAUUACUUUUUAUUCAUAGAGGAAGUAUUUCAUUCUAAUUUUAAA
Helicoverpa zea (corn earworm) is the source of this 2545-nucleotide messenger RNA. RefSeq names its product dynein regulatory complex subunit 7-like. Gene Ontology annotation, cellular component: motile cilium. Gene Ontology annotation, biological process: flagellated sperm motility. Lineage: Eukaryota; Metazoa; Arthropoda; Insecta; Lepidoptera; Noctuidae. The transcript is spliced from 13 exons. The record is from RefSeq and is a predicted model, not a curated record. The coding region runs from base 1 to 2175 and encodes 724 amino acids.